ACAAGAGAAAUUAAACACUUAACUCUUGCACAAAGUGCAAGAGUUCACAAAAACACUAAAAUAUAUUAUUUUUGUUCUUUUAGUGUGUAAACUGAAAUUAAAAAAAUGUAAAUCAAGAAAGAAUUCACCAUGUCACACAGUGCAUACAACAAUGAAUGGCUGGAUGCACAAUCUGCUAUAGAUGAUCUGCUAGAGGUGGAAUUACCACCCGAACCGCCAAAACCCGAAAAAGACCGCAUUGCAGCUUUUCAACAUUUGUCAGUUUCAUACAUUAAAUAUAUACAAAUAUUUCGAAAGCUCGAAGAGUGUUAUGAUCAGAUUGUUCACCCACAAAAACGAUUAGUACUACGUCAUGUGUUGGAUGGUGUCAUGGGGAGGAUACUAGAACUAAAGAACAAUAUGGUCAUUUUAGAAUUUUCUGAAUAUCAUUAUUUUGACGAUGUAUUGUCAGACUUGAAAUUAACUCCUAACGAUAUUGAGAUUCCUAUUCCGAAAUAUUUCAUACAUGAAAAUAAACAGGCUUUGAAAGAUCGUGAAAAAAUGCUGAAUGAAAUAUUACAAAAAACAAGACCACAAGAUUACCAAGCACAACUAAAAGAAGAAAUUCAUAUGACAAAGGAAGAAGCGAUUAGACUAAUACAGAUUCAUGAACGAGCAAGGCAGGGGAGAUUACGAGCAAAAUUCAUGAAAGAAAUACGAAUGCAAGAAGAAAGAGAGAAAAUAGCUGCAAGUCGAGGAGCACCUACUCUAGAUCGAGAUGUAGCUGCAAUUGCAAUACAAAAGGUUUGGAAAGGUUAUAGUACACGAAAAGCAACCAUAAAAAUGAGAGAGGAAGAACUGAUUUUUGUUGGGAUGAAAGCUGAACCUGAAAAGGAAUACGAAGCCCGUCCCAUGUACCAUGCAGAUAAAGUGAAAGAUCAACGUCGUGUCACACAACAUGAACAUGAGAGAGAAUAUCGGAAAGCGUUAGUGUCUAUCAAAGACAAGCUGCGCGAAGUUGAAGGACCAGAAAUGCGUGAAAAUAUGCAGGAUCAGAUCAGGCAGUGGUUUAUUGAAUGCAGAGAUGCUACAGGUAAAUUUCCAGAGUACCCUUCCGAAGAAGAAGGUGGGUCGGUAGCAAUAUUCAAAGAGAAAGAUCCUGCAGAAAUGGAAGCAGAAGCCAAACAAAAGGAAGAAGAAAAAGCUAAAGGGAAGGGAAAAGGGAAAGAUAAAAAGGGUAAAGAUAAGAAAGAUGGUAAAAAGGAUAAUAAAAAAGACAAGAAAGGAAAAAAAGGGAAGGGUAAUAGCGAAGAAGAAGCUGGCAUCGUAUUUGAACCUUCAGUUUUUGUGCCAACCAUAUCUGAAACGCACAAAACCUACAAGGAAGUUUGGCAGAAGCGUGACGAAGGGAUGAAUUUUUCGCAAAAACAUGAUGCAGAACUUAUCAAAGAACAAAAAAGGACGGAAGUUGAAGAGGAAGUUCGAGUACAGGUAGACGAGUUAAUGAGACAAGAAUUAAAGAAUUUAAAAUUAGCUGUGGAUCGAGAUAAAGGUAAAAAGGGUAAAAAAGGAAAAAGUGGUAAAAAGAGCGGAAAGAAGAAAAAGAAGGGUAAGGGUGGAAAGAAAAGUGGAAAGAAAGGUGGAAAAAAGAAGAAGAAAGAAAAGGACCUUACUGCUGACAGAACAAUCGAGUCCCUUUAUGAAGAGCUUGUUCAAGAAGGAAUUCUGGUUCGGUAUCCAAAAGUUCAGCUACACGAAUAUGUUGGAGAGUAUAGCUACCUUGGAACAACUUUACGGCAAGCGAAUAUUGAACCCAUGCCUUCGUUAUCUGACGUGAGACGGGUCGUCACAGAGUUUUGUAUACUGCCACUUGGUUCUCAAAUCGUCCACGAGAAAGCUCCAUUCAUCAAAUCUGUGAUGAUAGCUGGACCACGUGGUUGUGGCAAGAAAAUGCUACUGCAUGCUGUUUGUACGGAAACCGGAGCCAAUUUAUUUGAUUUGACUGCAACAAAUAUCUUGGGAAAAUACCCAGGAAAAGCUGGUCUAUCCAUGAUGUUACAUAUGGUUUUUAAGGUUGCCAGGCAACUUCAACCUUCAGUUGUUUAUAUUGGUGAUUGUGAAAAGACCUUUCAGAAAAAAAUACCCAAAACAGACAAGACUGAUCCGAAGCGGUUAAAGAAAGAUUUACCAAAACUUUUGAAGGGUAUGAAACCAGAAGACCGCGUUCUAAUUGUAGGUACCACACGAGAACCGUUCAAUGCUGAAGUAAAACCGUUUUGUAACACCUAUCAGAAAUUAAUAUUGCUGCCAAGACCUGAUUACGCUUCAAGAUUUAUUUUAUGGCCGAACUUAAUUAAGAAAUAUGGCGGCCGUAUAACAGAUGCCAUUGAUAUAAGUUCAUUAGCUAAGGUAACGGAUGGUUAUACGCCGGGUCAUAUGGUGACAGCAAUUAAAGCAGUGCUGACAGAAAGGAGAGUUAAACAAUUGUCGAAGAAGCCACUGACCGCAGCAGAAUUCAUUCCACCUUUGGCAAAAAUCGAACCUAUAUAUAAAGACGAAGAAGAAGCUUUCAAGGUUUGGUACGCAAAAACUCCAUUAGGAAAAAAACGCGCUAAAGCUGCGAAGGGUGGUGACGAAGAUGCAGGUGGAAAGAAAGAUAAAGGGAAGAAAGGAAAAAAAAAGAAAUAAUCCCUUUUUUAAUUCCAUAAAAUUUGUAUAUAUAUACAUGCUAGAGAGUUUUAUUUUUCCAAUCUAACUUUAUCGUUUGUAAUAUUGACGUGGCUUAGAUAAUAUAGUAAUAUUAAUAAUAAAUCAUUUAGCAUCAACAGAAAUCUUUCCAUUUCUGGGUGUCACGUAACCCCCAUUGUAUAACUUAAUGUUUUUUUAUAAGCAAUACAAAAUUUAAUGUUGCUCAGGUUUCGAUACUUUACAAGCUCAA
Molecule: messenger RNA, 2917 nt
Organism: Hydractinia symbiolongicarpus
Lineage: Eukaryota; Metazoa; Cnidaria; Hydrozoa; Anthoathecata; Hydractiniidae
Product: dynein regulatory complex protein 11-like
Exons: 27
Coding region: 130-2667 (845 amino acids)
Molecular function (GO): ATP binding; ATP hydrolysis activity; protein binding
Source: RefSeq, a predicted model, not a curated record